This is a messenger RNA of Boeremia exigua, 756 nucleotides long. RefSeq lists its product as uncharacterized. The transcript has a single exon. The annotation marks the transcript as partial. The record is from RefSeq and is a predicted model, not a curated record. Lineage: Eukaryota; Fungi; Ascomycota; Dothideomycetes; Pleosporales; Didymellaceae.
AGCGUGAGAUCCGAAACACCAUCAAUUGUCCUACCGUCGCUGCUCCGAUACGUUGACAACAUCCUCAUGCGUAACAAAUACCGUCAUGAUCAUCCGCCUCCCGCGAGUCAGACAUGCGUAAGCUGCAAUGUACAAUGGGACAACGCCAGCACUUUGUCCACUUUCCUGCCGCUAUCACCAUGCAACCACUGGGUGCACUACCGGUGCCUCAUCUCGCUUGCUACGCGCAACAAUUCGUUAAGAGACAAGUGCCCUAUGUGCAAGACACAGCUUUUCGAAUGGGAUGGCAUCAACGCGCUCACACUCGCUACGCGCACGAGCAUGCCGAUGGACAACGAACAAACCACCAUUGUACACCCUGGUACCGGGUACCGUUCCUCAGUCACAUCUGACAGGAUAGAGUACGAGCAAGAAUCCUUGUUCAUCGAUGACUUGAUCAAUCAGCACUUUCUGAGCCAGUUGACGCGGUUAAACACCUUGUCUGACGGUUCCCCAGACUUGGUGCAGUGUUUUAAUGAACUGUUUGAAGACAUCAGGCUGAUGGGUCGGCCGAAGGCAAAGUGGCUGAUGUGGAAUACGACUGACGGGUUGCUACUAUUUCGCAUUUUGGUUUCUGUCAAAAUGCAUAGAUUCUUGAUGGACGGUUAUGCGAGUAUCAUGGAGACAGAGGCUUGGGUUGCCUGGGAAGAAGGAUGCAGGUUGCUGCAGAAGAGCCUGUUAGAGAGCGUGCACUCGAUGCAAGAUCGUGGCGUCUGA